Messenger RNA from Amoebophrya sp. A25, 409 nucleotides. The record is from the annotation of a GenBank genome assembly. NCBI's taxonomy places the organism in Eukaryota, Dinophyceae, Syndiniales, Amoebophryaceae.
AUGCGUGAGCUGGAAGCUGCUGAAGGACUCGUCACGGAGCUGGUCGCAGAGCGUAUCGAGCUCUCGGAACUUGCGGAUAUGCAGCGCGAACUCGACAAAGCAAAUUCCGAGAAAGAGAGUCUUUUGCAGCAGUUGCGGGAAGUUACUCUAGAUCCUCUAGCGGCGAUCCGGCAUUCGCAGAAGACGAUAUCAGGUUUGCAAGCGGAACGCGUUGCUUCAAAUGUGUCCGCACUGAACUCACUCAUAGAAGCGACGCCUCUAGCGAAUACGAAUGUGAACCUGCGAAAUUUCAUCGCGAACUACGAAGAGAAAGGGAAUUUGCGAGCUUCCUUAACAACUUCGCAUGCUGGUGCUGCAGGAGGCGCACUUGGCGGUGGUCAGGACUCACAGUUGGGAGGGCGUCCUUCUG